AAACUGAAAGUUACAACUCACCAAGUCACUCCAAUUGUGUCCUAGACAGUACCCAGAGCACGACUAUGGCCAAACAAAACCAAUUCUCAUUCCUCACAUCAGCUGCUCUUUUGGUCAUUAUAGUUUCUGUUUCGGAAACUCUUUGUCGCCCUCUUGAAGAGGAACACUUGUUAAAGCAACAUGAGGAGUGGAUGGCCAUCCACGGGCGUGUCUACAAGGAUGCGGUCGAAAAGGCAAAACGGUAUGAGAUAUUUAAAGAGAACGUUAAGCGCAUCAACGCCUUUAAUAAUGGUAAGGACGUGGGGUACAAACUGGCUGUGAAUAAGUUCGCAGACCUAACCAAUGAGGAGUUCCGCGCUUCCUACACCGGCUACAAGAGGAGGCCCACAAGGGUCCUGUCCUCUGGCGAAAAAAAACCGUUCAAGUAUGCCAACUUCACCGCCAUUCCAGCUGCCUUAGACUGGCGAACCAAGAAGGCUGUGACACCUGUUAAGGAUCAAGGCAACUGUGGAAGUUGUUGGGCAUUCUCGGCUGUGGCAGCUAUGGAAGGGAUUACCAUGAUCAAGAAGGGGAAGUUGGUGCCACUCUCGGUGCAAGAACUCGUGGAUUGUGAUGAUAACGAUGAUGGUUGCAUGGGCGGGCUCAUAGACAGUGCCUUCGAGUUCAUUGUAAGCAAUGGUGGCCUCACGACUGAGGCGAACUAUCCUUACCAGGGAAUUGACGGGACCUGCAAUACGGCCAAGACGGCAAACCAGGCAGCCUCAAUAACUGGGUAUCAGGAUGUGCCGGCCAACAACGAGAAGGCCCUCUUGCAGGCCGUGGCAAACCAGCCAGUCUCGGUGGCAAUUGAGGGGGGCGGGUAUAAUUUCCAAUUCUACUCAAGCGGCGUGUUCACAGGCUCAUGUGGGACCGACAUCGACCACGCAGUCACGGCAGUCGGGUAUGGGAAGACCUCUGGCUCUGGCGGGACCAAGUAUUGGCUGAUGAAGAAUUCGUGGGGCACCGGGUGGGGAGAGAAAGGGUACAUGAGGAUCCAGAAGGAUGUGAGCUCUAAGGCUGGUCUCUGUGGUCUUGCCACGGAAGCUUCUUAUCCAACUGCAUGAAGAAAGAAGAAGAGGAAAAAAUAAAUUAUGAGUCUACAUAUGUGAUAGUGGUUCUUGGGCUCUCUAUAUGUAUGAAAUGUAGUCUAGCGUCUCUCUAAAAGAAGCAAGUGUUAAGUGACAGUACGUCACUAGGGUUGGUGUGUCCUACAACAGAAACAGAAUGUUGUUAGCAAAAUUAGGGGCCUGCCAACUAAACUUGCUUGUAAGUGUACGAAUAAAUGUGCGGGACAAGAUAAAGAACAUAGUCCCUCGAAUGAAUGGAACAAUUUUG
This is a messenger RNA of Eucalyptus grandis, 1374 nucleotides long. Its product is annotated as senescence-specific cysteine protease SAG12. Gene Ontology annotation, cellular component: lysosome. NCBI's taxonomy places the organism in Eukaryota, Viridiplantae, Streptophyta, Magnoliopsida, Myrtales, Myrtaceae. The record is from RefSeq and is a predicted model, not a curated record. Gene Ontology annotation, molecular function: cysteine-type endopeptidase activity. Bases 66 to 1103 code for a protein of 345 amino acids. The transcript is spliced from 2 exons.